AUGGUUUAUAUAGAACAGCAGUUGUUUUCAGCCCAACUCCUCUUAUUUGGAAUCGAAUGGAACUUCAAAAUGAGAAGAGCUGAUCACUUGACUAGAGAGCAAAAGAAGAAAGAAGCCGAAAACAUGUUGGGUGUUCAAAGACCAUUGUGUAUCAGGGGUCAAACAUAUGAACCUGAUACAACAAUAUUUUCAUGGAUAAUCUACCCAACAUUUUUGGUGAACCCGAAGCUUGAUCGUGUUGUACUAGAGGGAACAAUCAAGAGUCCUGUCAUUGUAUGGCAUUGUUAUUAUUGGACUGUUAUUAGAUGCAUAUGGAAUCAUCCUGAUGCUAAGGUGGUGUAUUUAGCAUGUGACCUUCUAGGUCAAGAAGAGGUACUUGUGGAAGUUUGUAAAACAUUUGGCUCAAAAAUAUUUAUUCAAGAGGCAAACACUCCGGAAAGCUUCAGCGCUCUGAUGCUUACAAGCCCUCAAAUAAUAACUAUGGAAUCAACAUCCAGAUUUCGAAUGCUUAAUGCUUUUCCCAAUUUACCUGAAAGGGCAAAAGCAAAGGUUGCAGAGGCUAAAUAUAAUUUCCAGCCUGAACCUUUAAUAAUACGUCCAUCAGCUCAAUGGUAUGUGUGUGAUGAUGAGCUUUCAGAACUUGAAAGACAAAUAAAACAAAGGUCAAAUGGACCACUAAAAGAUCAAUUUGACUUUUGGCAUGUAUGUUAUUCUAUGCAUUCCUCAAGAGAAGAGCUGGAGUGGGCUUUGCAACUUCUUGCACCACAGUGGGUUGUAUCAACAACUCCUAACUGUAGAGCUAUGGAGUUAGAUUAUGUCAAAAGACGGUGUUUUGACAUGAAAUUAGCACAUAAUAGUCAUAUAUGGAAGCUUCUAGACAUAGAUGUUGAGGUUCCUACAAAUUCAGCCGCAUCAAUUGAAAAUUCAAGCCAUACAUCUGGUCUAGAUGAUUCUAGUCAAGUAAAGGCAGAAGAAACAGUAAGAAGAAAACUUACUCCUCAAAAGCUACAGAUUAAAUUGUCUCCCCAAAGCAAAAGUUCACCUAUCACAUUAUUUGGAAGAGCAAGGAUUGGAAUUGAAAAUGUUUCUCAUAUGCACGAGGCAAGGGUAUCCCUCAUUAGUGUUUCUUCCCAAGUUGAACAAAAAGUUACCUUAUCUGAAGAGAAUAGACCUAAAAUUAGAAACAAAGAUGAAUCAAUUGAUAUACGGUUGGUUGUUGAUGAAAUGCGAUGCAAAAACCCGGUGGAAGCAGAGAUAGAUGAAAUUUCACCAGAUAAAGAUGGAAUAGCUAUGAAUGUUGCUUCAACCGAAUGCUUUGGUAAAAGCUUUAGAAAUUUAUACAGGUCAAUGAAUGUUCCGGUGCCUCAACCUCUUCCCUCAUUGGUGGAGCUUAUGAAUACUUGUAAGCGUGCAAAAAGGAGUUUAUAGUUAUCAUUUGCUUUUAUCUUCCAAUUUAUCCUAUGAUGUUAGUUAUAGAUAAUUGAGCUUCAUCUCUACAUUGUGCUGCUGAAUAACUAGAGUUUGGUUUCAAAAUGUAAUAGACUUAUUUGGCAUGAGGUGAAAUUGGGGUGGGAUUGAUUCUUAUGUA
Molecule: messenger RNA, 1588 nt
Organism: Impatiens glandulifera
Lineage: Eukaryota; Viridiplantae; Streptophyta; Magnoliopsida; Ericales; Balsaminaceae
Exons: 3
Coding region: 1-1428 (475 amino acids)
Biological process (GO): protection from non-homologous end joining at telomere; interstrand cross-link repair; double-strand break repair via nonhomologous end joining
Molecular function (GO): damaged DNA binding; 5'-3' DNA exonuclease activity
Source: RefSeq, a predicted model, not a curated record